AUGCAGGCUAUAGAGACUUUAGAGGCUAUAGAGGAAAGAAAGUUAGCUCGAAGAUUCUUUAGUAGCGCAGUAAGUAAAUUAGAAGAAUCUAUAACUAAAAAAAAUAAAGAGGCCUCUGAAACCAAUUUUGCAAAUCUUACCGCCAGAUAUGAAAAGUUGUCUGCUGUUAACAAUAAAGUACUAGAUUUAUGGAGAGACUUGGUAGGCAGAAACGAAAGCAAAUAUGAAAAGGAUGUUAAAUCAAUAGAGAAGUACGAUGAUAUAUGGUUUUCAAUGCAACAAAAAUAUAAAAAUGCAUUUGUUAUUACGAAAAGUUGCAAAAGUAAUAUUGGAACUGAAAUUCAAGAGAGUUACGUCCAAGAUACCGUUGUAAAAAAUAUCUUGCGGCUUCCUCGUUAUGAUGGUGAUAUGAAGAAGUGGAUAGGCUUCUGGGGGAUGUUCCAAAAGAUCCAUGUAGAUUCCAGCAUAGAUGAAAAUAUGAAAUUCCAGUACCUGCUGCAAUCGAUGGAACCAGGAUCUCCUGCCGCAAUACUAGUAGAAAGCUUUUCUCUUUCAAGUGCUCAUUAUCAGAAAGCUGUAAAACAACUUAAGGAACGAUAUGGUCGUGAUGAUCUUUUGAUUGAAAUAUAUAUUCGUGAGCUGUUGACAUUAGUUCAGGAUCAAUUAAGAGGGACUGCUACGCAAAUUGGAGUAUUAUAUGAUAAACUUAAAACUCAACUGCAUGCUUUAGAUAGUUUGAAUGUCACUACUGAUAAAUACGCAUCUAUGUUACGUCCUUUGGUCGAAUCCGCUCUGCCCAUAGAACUUAUUCGUAUUUGGAAACGUACUGAAUCUUGUAAAACGGAUCAGUCAAACUAUUUUAAAAACCUUCUUAAGUUCAUUAAGCAAAAAGUCGAGAGCGAGGAACGUAUUAAAAUAUCUGAUUUAGAUUAUAGUCAGAGUAGUUCUUCAAAAUUUACUGCCUCAGGACCAAACGAUGUCGUUCGAGUACCACGAUUUACAAUGGAAAAAAAGGUUCUACCAAAGCAACGUUUUCCAUUGGAGGUCAACAAAGAACAUCAUGUUAAUAGUAGUGAAAUAAAUAAACCUAAAAGACAAAAACUGGACAAUACAAAGCAACACAACUACUUAGAAGUAAAACUUCCAGCUGUUAGCUUAAAUAAUAAUGAUAUAGUUGUGAUUGAUUUAAUAGACGAGGAAGUUGAUAAUGUCAAAGGAUUCAAAAGUGACAAUAAUGUUUUAAUAAAUAAUAAUUUGUAUGAAAACCUAUCAGAGGAACCAUCCAAUUAUUUAAAUGAUACAAGUAAUUACUCAAAAGAUAAAAUUUCAGAUAAGAAUGUGGACAGCCAGUUAGUGGCAAAUAAUCUGGUGCCUUUAAAAGUGGUACAUCAAAAGAUUAAUAAUAAUAAAACUACUAAUUUAGUGUCAAGUGAUAAUGAAGGAGCUUAUACUUCAGAGACAAGUGAUGCACAAGAUAACGCUAUUCUAGUUACUCGAAAAGAAUUAGAAUGUGAUAUAAUAUCAAGAAUUAAAAAUAUAGACAGAAUAAAACAAAUUGAAGAAGAAAUAAGGAUAUUAAAAACUAAUAUUAAGAAAUUAGAAGUAUUAGAAGUAGAUGAUGAUUCUAUGUCAUCAUCAUAUAUACAAGUUAAUCAGAUGAAAGCUGCAAUAGUGAAAUUGUACAAAGAGCUGUGUUCACUGACUGGCGACGAAGAGGUGAAGCGGCGUAAAAUUCGCCUCCAAGUAAUGAAGGAUCGACCACAGUUGCCUGUUAAGAAGUUAGAACAAUUGAUAAAUGACAAUAUCGGUAGUGAUGGAAAUCCACAAUUACCAGGUUUCAAUGAGGUUAUUCAAUGUGUGGAUGAAGCCAACAGGGCAGAAAAUCUGGGCUGGACUAAAGCACAGAUAAAUAAUGAAGCAUGGGCACUAUAUAUGCGCUGCAGCCGUGCGUUGAAGGAGUACCGUCAAAAGCGCGAAUACCGUGAUCUCAUUAGUUGUGUCCAAUUCAAUCUCGAAGCGGACCCGGCCGACACAGAUCCACAUUUGUUAGCACGCUUGGAGGAGAAUAAAAGGCAAGCUAUGAAAAAAGAGGCUGAAAGACUAGGACAGGUGUGAGAAGUUAAUAAAAAACGAAGCGGACAAUGAUGGUGUUCAUACAGAGGUUAUAUUCACGAAUAAUAACACAAAAUCAUCUGAAUAAGGCGACGUUAAAAAUGAAAGUAACAUCCAAAUACACAAUACAAUAAAUAGCAAACUUUCUUUUGAAAAUUUAGAACAUGUUGAACACAAGUUACAUACAAGAACAAUUGAUAAUACGGAAUCAUUAAUAAAGAAAGAAAAUAAAGACGACAGGAAAGAGAACGAGGGAUCAAAUUCAAAUGACGUCAAUAGUGAGCAAUUAUAUGAAAAUGAUUUUUUGGAACAAGUUAAUCGUAUAUUAUCUGACUAUCUUGAAUCAAUAUUUAAUCUUGUUUAAUAAAUAAAAAUAUAAUUUGUUAAAAUAUGCAAGUUCCGGAUUCUAAGAAUAGAAAUGAUAAUAUUCUGAGCUGAUAACAUACAUACAUAUAGGGCCGAUAAUUUAGUUGAGAAUGCUAAAAAGCAUUAUUUCAUAGAGGAUAAUUAUUUUUACAAAUACUAGAAAUAUAAAUUGGAUUAAGAAAACUGUUAUAUACCAUCCAUAUUUAAAAGAUAGAUAGAUAUUUAAAAGGCGAAUCCAAAUGAAGAUUUAGUAAAAGCAUUGUAACGUCUUGGCGUCUCUUAGGUCCUACUACUAAAUUGAUGUAGAGGAUCCAUGUUUAAUUG
Messenger RNA from Achroia grisella, 2802 nucleotides. RefSeq lists its product as uncharacterized. The record is from RefSeq and is a predicted model, not a curated record. Gene Ontology annotation, molecular function: histone binding. Lineage: Eukaryota; Metazoa; Arthropoda; Insecta; Lepidoptera; Pyralidae. The transcript is spliced from 6 exons. The coding region runs from base 1 to 2115 and encodes 704 amino acids.